AUGUCUCACCGUGAUCCAUCUGCUAACCAACUAUUAGAGUAUGCUAGAAAGCAAGGGAACAAACCCGACAGGUUAACAACAUCAGGAGGUAAUCCAGUUGCGGAGAAAGACGCAAGUUUAACUGUUGGUUAUCAUGGACCUACCUUACUACAAGACUGGGUUUUAAUAGACGAAUUAUCCCACUUUAGUAGGGAAACGAAUACCUGA
Diabrotica balteata is the source of this 207-nucleotide messenger RNA. The record is from the annotation of a GenBank genome assembly. NCBI's taxonomy places the organism in Eukaryota, Metazoa, Arthropoda, Insecta, Coleoptera, Chrysomelidae.